AAUGUGUUUAUUUAAAAUUUGAAUUUUGGAUGAGCAUUUGUGUCGGGUUUCGCUGAAUUUGCUAUUUUUAUUAAGUGCUUUCUGGACUUUUUUUUUUCAAAUCUAAGACAAUCUAAAACGGUCUAUUGAUUUGUAAUUAAAUAUAUAGUAAAUAACAAAAUAAAAACAUCGGAAGUAGCAUUGUUAUUUCUGGUGCUCAGUUUGUUAAGCAUAGAUUUUUCGCGUAUCAGUCAACAGCAUAAAGAUAGGCUGUCUUGACUUUUCAACAAUUUUUUGGCAAAUAUUUUGAAGACUGAACUGGUUAUAACAAUGGGUGCCUACUUGUCCCAUCCGAAGACAGAUAAAGCGUCUACAGAUGAAUUCAAUGAUUUCCUUGCCGUUGGAGCUAGCUCAAUGCAAGGUUGGAGAAAUAGCCAAGAGGAUGCACAUAACUCCAUUUUGAAUUAUAACAAAAAUACUUCCUUUUUUGCUGUGUAUGAUGGUCACGGUGGAGCUGAGGUUGCACAGUACUGUGCCGACAAGUUUCCAGAGUUCCUUAAAAACCUAGAAUCAUAUAGAAAUGGACAUUUUGAAAAGGCUCUCAAAGAUGCAUUUUUAGGGUUUGACAAAACUCUGCUGGAUCCGUCAGUAGUUGCUAUCCUAAAAAUAUUAGCAGGCGAGCAUAAUUUCGCCGAGGGAGACGCGACUGAUUACGAUGACGAUGCUGAGGAAGAUUUAGCCGAGUUGCAGGAGGAGAGUAACUUGCCAUUAAACGAAGUUCUAGAAAGGUACAAAGGGCUUCCGUUAACUCAUGGUACACUUAAUCUAACAUCAGAGGGCAGUGUGUCCAAAUUGCAAUCCCCAUAUUUACGAGGACGUCGUGCAGCGGCAGUAGCUGCCGAAGCUGUUAAUAAGGCUGUAAUGGACCCCACAGCGAAACCAGAAGGUUCUUCCACUUCAGCUGCAGCUGCUACCAUUGCACCUGCAGUUAUCGGUCCGUGCUCUAGUUAUUUAGAGAGGGCAAUACAGUUAUCUGUGGAUGAGUCCGCUGUGAGUAGUAGCAGCAAAAGCAAUAAUGAUUCAACUCACUCUGUUAUAUGCAAAGAAUCCAGUGGGAAAAAUGCUGACGGCUCCCAGACAAAUAAGAAUGGGAGUGUUACUUCCUCUAGGGCUAAUGCCACUUGUAAAAAUAAUACAAAUAGUAUGGAAACUGUUUUAUUUGGGUCCAAAGUUUUUGGGAAAGGAAACUUGACCGGCCAAUCCAAAGAAAUCGAUAUAACUGGAAUUUCAUCUACCAGUAAGGAAUCUAAAGACUUCUUGAAGAAGUUUGAUUGCAUCCAGGAUGACGAUACCUCCACCGAUGAUGAUGUCGAUUACAAAGAAAAUGACCCAGUCGAGUCUCCAAAUAUAUUAGGUACGGACAGCUCAGAUGAUGAUAUUGAUGAUGAAGUUGAAAACAUUGAUGGAGACGAGGAAGAUGACGAAGAAGACGAAAUUAGCGACGAAGAGGAAACAGAUGAAGAUCAAAAAGCCAAUGAUCAUUUUUGCGCCAACAUGAUUGAGGAACCUGGAAAAGACAGUGGAUGCACUGCUGUUGUCUGUUUAUUGCACGGUCGCGAUCUGUACGUAGCUAAUGCAGGCGACUCUCGCUGUGUCAUAUCCCGAAAUGGUCGAGUUAUUGAAAUGAGUAUCGAUCACAAACCAGAAGAUGAUGAAGAGGCCGCGAGAAUUAUCAAGGCUGGAGGCCGAGUCACACUUGAUGGCCGUGUUAAUGGCGGCUUAAAUUUAUCUCGAGCCCUUGGUGACCACGCGUACAAAACAAAUAUUCAAUUGCCAGCUGAGUCACAAAUGAUAUCCGCGUUACCAGACAUUAGGAAAUUAAUAAUUACGCCAGAAGAUGAAUUUAUGGUAUUGGCCUGUGAUGGCAUAUGGAAUUAUAUGUCUAGUGAAGAAGUUAUUAGUUUUGUGCGAUUGAGGUUAAAAGAAAAAAAUAAGAAAUUGUCAAUCAUUUGUGAAGAGCUCUUUGACAACUGUUUAGCGCCAAACACUAUGGGUGAUGGAACUGGUUGUGACAACAUGACUGCCGUGAUUGUUCAAUUUCAAAAACCGCUACAAGAUCUACAAGCUACCAUUAACCCAAUUGAAACAGAAGAUGCAGUAGCCAACAAAUACGAGAGCUGUGAAAAGGUUGCAGGUGCAGGUGUCGAUCGUUGCGUGCUUAAACGGUGCGUUUCGCCAGAUACCGUUCCCGAUAGCAAUGAAAUAGAAAGAAAUGCUGUUAAAACGAAACGGCUAAAGAUCGAAGAAAACAAAGUGAAAGGAGUUGACCCUACUAUCGAAAAUCUAAAAGAAGGAAAACGAUAGCUUGAAGGGUAGUUAUGAAGCUAGAGUUGUUGUUUCCUCGUAAUAUUUAUCGUUUAGUGUAAACCGCAUUUUAAUCGUACUACUUAAGAUCUGAGUACAUUAUAAAAAACCAUACCAUAUAAAAAUUUUGACACAUAUUUAGAAUAUAUGCAAAGCUCAUUGCUUAA
This is a messenger RNA of Drosophila serrata, 2510 nucleotides long. RefSeq names its product putative protein phosphatase CG10417. The record is from RefSeq and is a predicted model, not a curated record. Gene Ontology annotation, molecular function: cation binding; protein serine/threonine phosphatase activity. Lineage: Eukaryota; Metazoa; Arthropoda; Insecta; Diptera; Drosophilidae. Gene Ontology annotation, biological process: protein dephosphorylation.